Messenger RNA from Herpailurus yagouaroundi (jaguarundi), 4374 nucleotides. It is a transcript of the gene MPEG1, whose product is annotated as macrophage expressed 1. The transcript has a single exon. The record is from RefSeq and is a predicted model, not a curated record. Lineage: Eukaryota; Metazoa; Chordata; Mammalia; Carnivora; Felidae. The coding region runs from base 106 to 2259 and encodes 717 amino acids.
UGUAUGUGUUUUGUUUCAGCAACUGCCUUCUUUCCCAUCUGUUCGGUUUGCACCAAGCUCGCUGGCCGCUCCUUAGGGCUGGCGUGUGGCCGGGGCUUCUGAGCCAUGAACAGCCUCAGAGGUGCUAUCCUCUUGUGGGCACUGGUAGCAUGGGCUAAAACGGAUAAGUCUCUGGGUGAGACAGAUGAGACCAGAUUUCAAAAAUGCAAGAAUACCUUAAAACUACCUGUUCUGGAAGUCUUACCGGGAGGUGGCUGGGAUAACCUGCGGAAUGUGGACAUGGGACGGGUGAUGGACCUGACUUACAGGAGCUGCAGGACCACGGAGGAUGGACAGUACAUCAUCCCCGACCAAGUCAUCAGCAUCGCCCAGAAACAGACCAAUCUGGAGAUGAACUCCGAAGUCCUGGAGUCCUGGGUGAAUUACCAGAGCAGCACCUCCUACUCCAUCAACCUGGAGAUCUCCCUUUAUUCCAAGGUCAACGGCAAGUUCUCCUCUGAUUUCCAGAAGAUGAAGACCCUUCAAGUGAAAGACCAAGCCAUAACCACCCGGGUGCAGGUGAGAAACCUGAUCUACACAGUCAAAAUCAACCCGGCUUCAGAACUCAGCUGGGGCUUUAAGAAGGAGCUCAUGGACAUCUGUGACCGUCUGGAGAACAACCAGACACGGAUGGCCACCUACCUGGCAGAACUGCUGGUCCUCAACUACGGCACCCACGUCAUCACCAGCAUGGAUGCUGGGGCUGCUCUCAUCCAGGAGGACCACAUCAGAGCCUCGUUCCUGCAGGACAGCCUGAGCAGCCGUACUGCCCUGACCGCGUCCGCCGGUGCUGCCUUCCAGAACAUUGUGAACUUCAAAUUUGAGGAGAACUACACUUCGCAGAACACCCUCACCAAGAGCUACCUCUCCAACCGAACCAACUCCAUGGUGCAGAGCAUCGGAGGGCUUCCUUUUUACCCAGGCAUCACCCUCCAGGCCUGGCAGCAGGGCAUCACUAACCACCUGGUGGCCAUCGACCGUGCCGGCCUGCCUCUGCAUUUCUUCAUCACCCCCAACAUGCUGCCCGAGUUGCCGGGGCCGCUCGUGAAGAAGCUGUCGAGGACGGUGGAGGCUGCCGUGAGACACUAUUACACAUUCAACACCUACCCUGGGUGCACAGAUGUCAAUUCACCCAACUUCAAUUUCCAGGCCAACACUGACGAUGGCUCUUGCGAGGGAAAAAUGACCAAUUUCUCCUUCGGAGGAGUUUAUCAAGAAUGCACCCAGCUCUCUGGGAAGGAGUUUGUCCAACUCUGCCAAAACCUGGAGCAGAAGAAUCCGCUCACUGGUGAUUUCUCAUGCCCCUCUGGCUACUCCCCAGUCCACCUGCUGUCCCAGAUCCAUGAGGAGGGUUACAACCACCUGGAGUGUCUGAGGAAGUGCACCCUCCUCAUAUUCUGCAAGACUGUGUGCGAAGAUGUGUUCCGCGUGGCAAAGGCUGAAUUUAGGGCUUUUUGGUGUGUGGCCAGUGGGCAGAUACCAGAAAACUCAGGACUGCUUUUCGGGGGCCUCUUCAGUGGUAAGAGCAUAAACCCUUUGACGAAUGCACAGUCGUGCCCUGCUGGCUAUUUUCCACUGAGACUUUUUGAAAAUCUCAAGGUAUGUGCCUCUCAGGACUAUGAGUUGGGCUAUAGGUUUUCAGUCCCCUUUGGCGGGUUCUUCAGCUGUGCAGUGGGGAACCCCUUGGUGAAUGCUGCCAUAUCCGGAGAUUUAGAGUCACCUUCUCUAAGAAAGUGUCCCGGGGGCUUCAGCCAACAUCUCGCCCUCAUCAGUGAUGGGUGCCAAGUGUCCUACUGUGUCAAGGCUGGGCUGUUCACAGGAGGGUCUCUGCCCCCUGCCAGACUCCCACCUUACACCAGGCCACCCCUCAUGAGUCAGGCUGCCACCAACACUGUCAUGGUGACCAAUAGCGAGACUGCAAGCUCCUGGAUUAAGGAUUCCCAGACCCACCAGUGGAGGCUGGGGGAGCCGUUAGAGCUACGCAGGGCCAUGAGGGUCAUCCAUGGGGACAGCAGCGGUCUGUCGGGAGGGGCGGCAGCUGGGGUCACAGUGGCAGUCACUGCUGCCCUGGCAGCCACCGUCACCCUGGCCAUCUACGGCACCCGGAAAUACAAGAAGAGGGGAUACCAGGCAUUGGAGGACGAGACGCAGAGUUUGGCUGCGGGCACGGCAGCACCUGGAGAUGUCCCCGACCGAGAGCAGGAGCAGAGUCCAGCCUAAAUUUCUCCCAGGAAACAUUUCUCUCAUCUCUGGCCAGAACCACAAGCAUGCCUCUCCUUCCUUCUUUCUCCACUUCUGCCUGAGGACUGCAGCAGCAGGUGCAACAAAAGGCAGGUAUAACUAUGUGACUUCCUUAGGGCCCUGGGCCAGGAAAUGAACAGAGAGCUCUGUGGACAGGGGUUGGGGUGGGGGAGGAGAGCACAUGUGACUUUUUAAGCAAAAGUCAUCAGGGGUAGGGGCUAAAACACAAAGAGGGUGUCUUUUCUCUGUGUGCAUCAUGGAUUAUCUUCAUCUGAAUAUAUGUGAAAAGAGAGGAGGGAGCAUGUUAAUAUUUGGAUUUGGAGACCAUGCGUUUAAUCUGAGGUCAGCCACAGUUUCCAAUUCACGAGCUAUAAGAAUUUCUGCCUGUACGUGUUACCCUCCCUCUGUUCUGUUUUGGUUUUUUUGUUUUGUUUUUAAUCUCUCUGGAUUUCAUGCUCCUGGAGGCUGAAUGAUCCCCUGGAAGACCCAGGAGGUCCCAUGUGGCCUCUCAUUUUCAGCAUAGAGGGCUCUGUACUGAUGGACUGGGUCCUUACAACUGUAUCUAAACAGAAAGAUGUUGUCUCUCCUAAGUCCAUGUUUUCCAACUUUCCAACCACAAUUCAGACUUACUCCGACCAGACCACUCUUGGCCUUCAGACUAGUGUCAUGAAGUCCUCAAAAACAGAUGUUAACUUAUAAUCUUCUAUUAGGAGGUCAAGGGAGAAGGGAUGGUUUGGAGAAAAGGCAUGAAGAAAGAAAGGGUGAAAAUUGGAAACGAUCCUGGUGCUCAGGGUAACUGGAAUUCUUACCCAUAACCACCUACCUGGCUUAUGGAGCUGCAGAUUUGGGUAACACAAGCGUUCCAUUUUCUCAGCCUCUGUUACCAGAGUACCGUCCUUUCUUUUUCCAUGAGUGGUCCUUCCCCUUCCUGUCCUUGUAUCACGGGUACACAUCCCCAAAUACACACGUGCACAUACCUCCACAACCCCCCUCCCCCGGCCUCCUAGCACACACACACACCCCAAACACAACCCCACUCCCAAGUCCCCCAAACACACACACCCCAAACACACACAGAGCCAUAGACACGCACACACACACACACACACACACCACAUUCCAACAAAAAGUCUGCAUUUCUCUAGGGGUGGGAGAUAAGGAAAAAUGCAAAAAAGUCAAAGUAAGCCCACACCCAAGUAUUAUUUCCUCCCUAAAACCAAAACAGAGUAGAAAGUACCAAUUAUGUAUCCUACCUUUGUUUUUUGUUUUUUGUUUUUCCAGCAGAAAAGGGACUGAUAUGAUCAAAUCCCUGUUUUUAAAUGAAGCAAAAAAAAGGCACCCAGCACCCUCUGUGACACAUGUAUUUCAGUCCCAGGCUGACUUCCCUCAGGCAUCUAGAGGGAUGCAUGCCUGUUACCUGGCAUUUGGGGCUUUGCCCAAUUGUAAUACCAAUCUUACUGAAUUAUAAUGAAUAGGGUGAGUCUAUUAAUACUUCUCUGCAACAUCUUUUUUCUAAUUUUCUUUUUUAUUAAGUAAACUCUACCCUCAAUGUGGGACUCCAACUCAUGAUGCUGAGACCAAGGGUCACGUGCUCUACUGACAGAGCCAGCCCCUCCUCCACAACCUUUUUAAUAGUUACACAACUCUUCACCAAAUCCAAUGUCAUUAAUGAGCUCAUUUCCAUGAAGGAUAAUCUGUCCUCACCUCAACAUUCACAGUCGAGAGCUUAGGUUCACAUAAGUCCUGAGGAGCCUGAAGAUCCCAGCCUGUGGGAAGAUGGGAAGGAGGUUCCUUGUCUGCCUCCCACUGUGAAUAUCAAGCGAAUCACAGAAGGUGAGCCCUGCCCCCCCACCCCCCACCGCCAGCCACAGGCACUGAUUUCUACAUCCUCUUCUCUGAACCCUGCCUCUUAAGCAUUAAAAUAUUCUCUUAAACCUCUGGGUGUUUUGUGGGUAAAUUUCAGCUGAGCUAACCACUUUUCUGCAAAUUCCCCAUGAACCCCUUGAAGAUUACGGAGCCUGAGAGACAACGGUCCAGCUACAGGCUGCCAGACUUUGCGCUAACUGCCCUUGGAAAUAAAAGUUCUUCACAAAC